GUAGAACGAGACAAAUUUCUCGUUUUGUAAACAUUAAAAUAUUUUUUUGAAUGUAAACUUUUUUAAUCAUAAAUACUUAUUAACGUAAAUUAUUCUACAGCUAAUUUUUUCUUGUAUAUUGUUUAUUUUUAAAAAUGAUGCAAAUGUUAUCAUAAUAAAUAUAUUGUUAUUACAGAAAAUAAUUGUUUAUCAUUAAAAUGUCGAACAAUAAAGAAAAUAAAAGUGUUGAAACAAUCACAAGUGAUUUACCUGAAGCGAGUGUAUCUCAUGAAAUAAAUGAAGAGGAGAAAAAGGUGAAUGAAACUUUAAAAAAUCGUUUGAGGAAAUAUAUUAAAAAGUUGGAUGAAACAAAUACAAGUAUAACAAGAGAAGAGAGUGAAAAAGUAGAACUAGACACAUUCAAACAAUUGUACAAACCUAAACUGGAGGGAGAUAAAGAGACGUACAAGAAAAUACCCAAAUUCUACUUCAAAUUGCCUCGGCCUGAUGACGUUUUAGCACAGAAACUUAGAGAAGAAACAAGAGCACAAUUCUUACAGAAAAAAAGCAAAGAAUUAUUGGAUAAUAGUGAAUUAAAGCAUUUGUGGAGUCUACUUGAAAAAUCCAAUGGAAGUUACAGUAUGGCCAACAGUGAUGAAUUGACUAUAGAUUAUUUACAAUUUAAAAAAAUAAAAGAUGAGGCUGGCCCAAAAUAUAGGCCAUAUUUUACAGCGGAGGUAUUUGGUCGCUUGCAAGCCGCUGAAGGUGGUAUAGGUAGAGUUAGAGGAGUGUCUCUCUUCAACUAUGUGAUGCGUCGUGUAUGGUUACAGCAGACAAGGAUAGGUCUGUCUUUGUAUGAUGUGUCUGGACAGGGAUAUCUUACUGAACAUGACCUAGAAAGCUACAUAGCAGAAUUAGUACCAUCAUUAGCCGCACUUGAUGGUUUGGAUUCAUCAUUUACAUCAUUUUAUGUGUGCACAGCAGCUAGAAAGUUUCUUUUCUUCUUAGACCCUCUAAGAGUUGGUAGAGUUAGAAUCAGGGAUGUGCUCUCCUGCUCUUUCCUUGAUGAUUUGUUAGAGUUAAGAGAGGAAGAUCUACCGAUGGAGCUUCAAGAACAGAACUGGUUCAGUGCUGCGUCAGCUCUCCGUGUGUAUGGACAGUACCUUAAUUUAGAUCGGGAUCAUAAUGGCAUGCUGAGUAUCAACGAACUUGCUGGCUACGGGUCGGGUACGCUGACGCGCGCGUUCCUUCAACGCGUGUUCCAGCAGUGCCUCACGUACGACGGCGAGAUGGACUACAAGACCUACCUCGACCUCGUGCUGGCGCUGGAGAACCGGCGCCAGCCCGCCGCGCUCGCCUACCUGUUCCGAGUUCUGGACAUCAACUCGCAGGGCUACCUCGACGCCUUCACGCUCAACUACUUCUUCAAGGCAAUUCAAGAACAAAUGGUAGCCCAUGGAGCUGACCCUGUUAACUUCGACGACGUCAAAGACGAAAUAUUCGACAUGAUACGACCAGAACACCCCUCCCGCAUAACCCUCCAAGAUUUAAUCAGAAGUGGACACGGGCACACUGCUGUGUCGAUUUUGUUGGAACUUCACGGAUUUUGGGCGUACGAGAAUAGGGAGGCCCUUGCAGCAGCUGGAGACCAUUCUUGACAGGAAAAAAUGGAGUUUACUAAGAAGAUUGAUAUCAAUUUAAAAUAACCACUAAUAUCCCCU
Melitaea cinxia (Glanville fritillary) is the source of this 1700-nucleotide messenger RNA. Its product is annotated as serine/threonine-protein phosphatase 2A regulatory subunit B'' subunit gamma-like. Gene Ontology annotation, biological process: microtubule cytoskeleton organization; regulation of dephosphorylation; cortical cytoskeleton organization. NCBI's taxonomy places the organism in Eukaryota, Metazoa, Arthropoda, Insecta, Lepidoptera, Nymphalidae. Bases 198 to 1637 code for a protein of 479 amino acids. The record is from RefSeq and is a predicted model, not a curated record. The transcript is spliced from 7 exons. Gene Ontology annotation, cellular component: spindle; centrosome.